CUCACCAGUCCGCGGACAUCCAAUCCAUCCGCACCCAUCCCCAAUUGAGAGACUUUCUGGUUAGGGUCGUACGGGAAACCGCGUCGAUUAGAUUAGGCCGCUCAUUAGAACAGCACAAACAACAACGCACGCAUCGACGCGAGAAAUCAACGCACAAACAACAACACAGGCUGGCAACCGAGUCGCCUCCCGCUUGCGCUCAGCUGCAACCAUAAGUGGCCCCUACAUUCCCACGACCUCCACUCCCAGUCUCCCUCUCUCCAGGAUCCACUCCAACAAACUUCACUCGACACCGCUACCCACAAACGGAAUGGUCGACCCAACACCAACUCCUCCCGCCGCGACGCAGGCUGAGCGCCACGAGCUGAUCAUUGAUACCGACGUCGGCAUAGACGACGCCACGGCUAUUCUGGUGGCUUUUCAACACCCGGCCGCCGAUAUUAAGGCCUUUACGAUCGUAGACGGCAACGUCGACCAACCCCAAGCCGUCAAGAACAUCAAGACACUAUGCGCGGUCGCCAAGCGUGAAGACAUCCCCAUCUACGCCGGUGCCGACGGGCCCAUCCUGCGCGGUCUGCACAAGAAGGAGCUGUGGCCUGGGCAUGGCGACGACGGAUUGGGCAACAUCACCACCAACAACAAUAACACUGACGACGGCGCGCUGGCGUUGCCUGGAGAUGGCCAUAUCCCAACCCAGAAGGAGGUGGCUGCCGCCGCCAUUGUGAGGAUGGUGAAUGAGAGGCCGGGAGCGUAUACGAUUGUUGCUGUGGGGCCUUUGACAAACAUCGGCAUCGCUCUUACUCUGGACACUGAGCUACUGACAAAGAUCAAGGGAUUGUACAUUAUGGGUGGAUGUCUGUUUGGCAAGGGAAACGCCAACCGCGCUGCCGAAUUCAACAUCCACUGCGACCCCGAAGCCGCCCACAUCGUCUUCCAAGCCGCCUCCACUCUCCCCCCACGCCCCACCCCCAUCAUCACCCUCCUCACCUGGGAACUAACCGUCGAGCACGGCUUCCCCUGGUCCUUCUUCGACUACCUCACGCAAGACUCCCCCGUCAACGCCCACGGCAAGUUCCUCCGCACCAUGAGCAAAUGCGCAGAGACGCUCUCCCGCGCGCAGCAUGAGUUGCUUGGAGGACCCGGGCCGACUACGCCUACUGCUGUGUUGGUGGAGAAGGAGGAGCUAGGAGUGAAGACGGAUGAGAAGACGGGGAAGAAGGUGCGCACGAGGAAUACUCAUGAGGAGUAUUUGUAUGGUGCCAAUUCGUUCCUUAUGCCGGACCUCUACGCCGUCGCAGCUCUCCUCGAACCCACCUCCGUCACCUCCUACAAAGACUGGGACGUCGGCGUCGAGCUCAACGGCAUCCACACGCGCGGGAUGACCCACAUGGACUGGUGGGGCGGGCACGGCAAAGGGCGCACGGGCCCGAAUGCGAGGGUUGUGCUGGCGAUGGAUAGGGAAGUGGUGAAGGAGAUGCUUGUUAGGACUUUUAAGACUGGGUUUUAGAGGUGUAGAUGCGGUGGAAUGGAGGACGUUGGGAGUAUUCUUAGGUGGAAGUAGGUAGCUGAGCGUGUCCUUUUUUAGAUAGACUUUUCAUUCUUCUGCUAUUUGGAAAAUCAUAUGAAGUUAGCAU
Fimicolochytrium jonesii is the source of this 1634-nucleotide messenger RNA. Its product is annotated as Inosine/uridine-preferring nucleoside hydrolase domain-containing protein. NCBI's taxonomy places the organism in Eukaryota, Fungi, Chytridiomycota, Chytridiomycetes, Spizellomycetales, Powellomycetaceae. Gene Ontology annotation, molecular function: hydrolase activity, hydrolyzing N-glycosyl compounds. The record is from RefSeq and is a predicted model, not a curated record. The coding region runs from base 311 to 1507 and encodes 398 amino acids. The transcript has 5 exons.